Molecule: messenger RNA, 2274 nt
Organism: Ochotona curzoniae (black-lipped pika)
Lineage: Eukaryota; Metazoa; Chordata; Mammalia; Lagomorpha; Ochotonidae
Gene: ZDHHC7
Product: zinc finger DHHC-type palmitoyltransferase 7
Exons: 8
Coding region: 140-1066 (308 amino acids)
Biological process (GO): protein targeting to membrane; peptidyl-L-cysteine S-palmitoylation
Cellular component (GO): endoplasmic reticulum; Golgi apparatus
Molecular function (GO): protein-cysteine S-palmitoyltransferase activity
Source: RefSeq, a predicted model, not a curated record
CCGAAGCCUGGAGCCGAGAGCUUCUUCUGGGUCUCCCUCAUCCUGUCACCCAGAAGGCAUGCACCCAAGGGUCCUGCGGAAGAGGCGCAGAGGGCCCCAGUGAUGCUCCCGAGCCGGCUGUGAGGGCUCUCUGGGAAUCAUGCAGCCGGCAGGACACAGGCUGCGGGAUGUGGAGCAUCACCCUCUCCUGGCUGACAGCGACAACUACGACUCCUCAUCCUCCUCUUCCUCCGAGGCCGACCUGGCCGACAGGGUCUGGUUCAUCCGCGAUGGCUGUGGCAUGGUCUGUGCCGUCAUGACGUGGCUCCUGGUCGUCUACGCGGACUUCGUGGUGACGUUCGUCAUGCUGCUGCCCUCCAAGGACUUCUGGUACUCUGUGGUCAAUGGCGUCAUCUUCAACUGCCUGGCGGUGCUCGCGCUGUCCUCGCACCUGCGGACCAUGCUCACUGACCCCGGGGCGGUGCCCAAGGGCAAUGCCACGAAAGAGUACAUGGAGAGCUUGCAGCUGAAGCCGGGCGAGGUUAUCUACAAGUGCCCCAAGUGCUGCUGCAUCAAGCCGGAGCGCGCCCACCACUGCAGUAUCUGCAAACGGUGCAUCCGCAAGAUGGACCACCACUGCCCGUGGGUGAACAACUGCGUGGGGGAGAAGAACCAGCGGUUCUUCGUGCUCUUCACGAUGUACAUAGCGCUGUCCUCGGUCCACGCGCUGAUCCUUUGCGGGCUGCAGUUCAUUUCCUGUGUCCGAGGGCAGUGGACUGAGUGCAGCGACUUCUCUCCUCCUGUUACUGUAAUCCUGUUGAUCUUCCUGUGCCUCGAGGGGCUUCUGUUCUUCACCUUCACGGCCGUCAUGUUUGGCACCCAGAUCCACUCCAUAUGCAACGACGAGACGGAGAUCGAGCGGCUGAGGAGCGAGAAGCCCACGUGGGAGCGGCGGCUGCGGUGGGAAGGGAUGAAGUCUGUCUUCGGGGGUCCCCCCUCACUCCUCUGGAUGAACCCCUUUGUCGGCUUCCGACUGAGGCGGCUGCAGCUGAGACCUAGGAAAGGCGGCCCAGAGUUCUCUGUGUGAGACCACCGCUGGCCUGGGGCUCGGCAACAUUCCGUUACUCGCUUGGGGCCUGCAGGGGGCAAGUGAGUGCCAGCAGACGCCUGGCAGCGUGGACUGGCCCGAGUAUCCUAUGCCACAGCCACACGUUGGGCCCUCCUGCAGCCCGUUGCUGCUGAGCAGGCCUGCAUUUAGGACGUUGGGUGGGAUCUCAGAGUGAAAUCCUUGUACUGAGCUGCUGCUUUCCGUCCUGAAGAGAACAAAGUCCCAGGAACCGGAAGCCUCCACGUUGGGGUGUCCCUGCUGCCCUGGGUGAGCCGCCGGCCCGGGACCUCGGGGCUCUGGGAGCCCUAAACUGCACUGAGCGGCAGGCCCAUCCUGCUGCACUCCCCGCUGCCCACAGAGGAGGCUGUGUGUGUGCUGUGCGUGUGCGUCGAGAUGGGCAGUGUUGUUCCGGCGCUGUGACAGCCGACAAGCUGGCUUCUAGAACAUGCUGCUGCAGGGCGGGGCGGGGCGGACCUCCCCUCGUGCCCACCCGAGUGCCUCCAUCCGAGUGGCAGUCAUGUGCUGCUUGCCGGCAGGUUUCUAAGACGUGGGAGUGUGUGGGGGCCUUGGAACAGCCAAAUGAGCAACAGCACCACGGGGCUCACCUCACAUGGCGCAGCGUCGGGGGUGAGGGUGGCUUGCCUCUGCCCAGGUCAGGAUGCCAGCAGCUUGGCGUUUACUUUUGCUUGUCUCUGCACAGCCCAGGUGAUAAACAGGACCCUUGGUGGGGAGCUGAGAAAUCCGAGGUCCGGUGGCUCCCCUCCUCGGGCACUUGCCUUAACUCGCCUGGUCCGUGCUGUUCCCCCAGCUGCCCCGCAGUGGCUGUGGCACAUUCCAGGGUCGUCCUCUGUGCUCCCCGUGGCACAGCAGGCUGAGGUCUCCCUCCUGGGAACAUGACCCCACAUUCUGCUCUGGCCAGGGCUUCGGCCACUGCCGGACAUGCAGACCAGCCGAUGGGACCAGCAGGCCACGGCGGAGGGACCCAGGAGCCGGAGGGGCUGCCGGCGAUGGUUUCGCAUCUUCACUCGCACACCUGUCCCCUGGGCUGUGGCCUGAGGCUCCUCCCUCAGUGCCCUGUUGAGUAGUCUUGAGCCUGGGCAUGAGGGUGCGCACCCAGGAGACACGACUUGUCAACCUCUUCUCAGUGUAUCUUUUAUAUGGAAUAAAGUCACCCGUUGACGCUCUCA